AUUGGCUUACCAAUGGUUGCAAAGGUAUCAUUUGAAGGUUGGCAGCUUUACAGAUCGAUACCACAGGUUGAACCAUGAAACUCGUUCUUGUUUCCGUUUUGGCUCUGUGCCUGAUUGGGGCAACGCAAGGGCAACUGCUUGCGACUCUUUUCCAAGAUGUUGUUAACGCUGUUGGUACCACACUUACUGGUGUGAUCGGUGCAGUGCAAACGUUGAUUACCUCUGCCAUACAGAAUGUGGAUGCCGUUAGCAGCAAAGUGCUCACAGGAAUCAACAACUCUAUCAACAACAUAACUGCAACCGCUACAUCCAUCGCCCAAAAUGCUGCCUUGCAGGCUAAUACCAAUUUCCAGGCUGCUUACGCCCAAAUCCAGAACCGUACGACAACUUUGGCUGCUAAACUGGCUGCCUCGUUGAACUGUACCCAGAAUUACAACACCACAUUGUGGCAGAAUCUGUCCAGCCAGUACCAGGCGAUCGCUGCUGAACUGAACCAACUGUACCUGAACUACACUGCUCCAGUUGUUCAACCAGCACCGAUCCUGAGCCAAAUCAUCGCCACUCCCUUCAACAUCUUCAGAAAUUUGUUUGGAUAAACAAGGGAUGUUAUGAGUUCAUUUUGAAUAAAAGGAACAUUUUUCCGAUACAUUAGAA
This is a messenger RNA of Uranotaenia lowii, 654 nucleotides long. RefSeq lists its product as uncharacterized. The record is from RefSeq and is a predicted model, not a curated record. The transcript is spliced from 2 exons. Bases 75 to 596 code for a protein of 173 amino acids. Lineage: Eukaryota; Metazoa; Arthropoda; Insecta; Diptera; Culicidae.